AUGUCAAGCACUUACUUGGAAUAGGUGAGAGCGGCCUUUUCUCAGAUCGAAGUCAUUGAAAAGACCAUUGUAUUUUGUAUGCAGAGCAAACAAGUGAUUCCAAAUUAGUCCGUGCUGCUGGAUCAUAGAAUCCACAAUUUGAUUUAAAUGGCGCAGAAGACAGCAGCCGAUGCGUUGAUAUUAAUUGAUGGUGCCGAUGGUUGGAAGAAGGAAGAGAUGAAUUAUCUCUAAGGAGUUGGAGGCUCUGGUGAUGUCUGGGAAAACUUCUACGAAAGAUUUAAGGAAAUCAAGGAUUAUCACAAGAGAGUCACCAAUGUUUAAACUAUGCAAAAUAAAGUCGAAUUUUACUAUGAAUAAGCAUUUGCACCGCCAUUCAAAGAACCCUAUUUCUCCGGAGAAGAACAUCAUGGUAGAUUUCUUGAUAUGCAUGCUAGCUAUAAGGAAUUCUUGAAUCUCAAAAAGUUAAAGGAAAGUAACAAAAUCAAAAUUGGGGAUUAUUUGUGGUAUUUGCAAAACUUUUAAAAUUUUCAUGAUAUCCCACUCUAUAUCAAAGAAAAGGAAGGAAGUAAAUACAAGAGAUAUCUCAUCAAUAUGUUGGAUUAUUUUGCGUAGUUUUUAAUUAAAGAGUAGAUCAUUAAUUUAUUUUAGGUAAAUCCUUUAUAAGAUGUUAGCAAGAUUGAAUAAAAAAUAGAUAUUGAAUUUUAAACCUAAUGGGAAAAUGGUUAAGUUAAGGGUUGGGAACAUCGAAAAGAAGAGACUGAAGAAAUCAGAGGACAUCCUCAUUAAUUGUGA
Messenger RNA from Paramecium tetraurelia, 792 nucleotides. RefSeq lists its product as uncharacterized. Lineage: Eukaryota; Ciliophora; Oligohymenophorea; Peniculida; Parameciidae. Gene Ontology annotation, molecular function: RNA binding. Gene Ontology annotation, biological process: mRNA splicing, via spliceosome. The record is from RefSeq and is a predicted model, not a curated record. Gene Ontology annotation, cellular component: spliceosomal complex. The transcript is spliced from 2 exons.